Molecule: messenger RNA, 1243 nt
Organism: Camponotus floridanus (Florida carpenter ant)
Lineage: Eukaryota; Metazoa; Arthropoda; Insecta; Hymenoptera; Formicidae
Product: homeobox protein engrailed-1a
Exons: 2
Coding region: 562-1116 (184 amino acids)
Biological process (GO): regulation of transcription by RNA polymerase II; embryonic morphogenesis
Cellular component (GO): nucleus
Molecular function (GO): DNA-binding transcription factor activity, RNA polymerase II-specific; RNA polymerase II transcription regulatory region sequence-specific DNA binding
Source: RefSeq, a predicted model, not a curated record
CUUCAAUAUUUACAUCGGCGAAAUGGAUAUAUUACCGGAUUAGAGACGUGACCCCCGUGGCUUUUUAAUUAUACAAGCCUCGGUGCACCGGGACAUCUGCCCUAUAGAAACUCCUCCAGUCGACGAGAGGAGAUCCGUUCCCUCGCUACCGAGUAUCAAUUACAUUGUUAUUAUUACAGGGGAGUAACCGAACAGAGAUGCGGUCAGAGAUAAUACACUGGUAUAAGAGCAUGCACAACAAUGGGACAGGUACACGCGGCGUUAACCGAAGCGCGAUCCCUCCCCCCCUUGCCCCCCUCGUCGUGCGAGCAACGCGAUAGCCAUCGCGCGUGCAACUAUGCGUUUAAUUUGGAUUUGCCGCGGAAAGAGAAAGAAAGAGAGAGAGAGGAGAAGAGAGGAUACGUGUCGCGAAAACGAGGGGUACGCGCCCCCCGAGGGAGACCCCGUACCUUCUACACGUGUGCGUACGUGCACGCAUAACGCAUAUACGCGUAUCCGCAUACACGCGAUAUAUAUAAAACGAGGAGUUGCUUCUUCGGGAGAUUUAGUGAAACAUCCGGGAUGACGAGCGAAGCACAAAUGAGGAACACGGAUUUCAGUAUAGCCCGUAUACUGUCGGACGAUCGCGGUUGUUCCCCUAAAUCGCGGGUGGAUCGCGAGAAGGGGAGGGACGUCGAGCGGAAGCCGCGCGUCCCGGCCCUCCCGGAAGCGAGGGAGGAACGCGAGGGGGAGACCCGACGAAGCGAGGAAUGCUCCGACAACGUCGUCGAGACGACGGACACCUUCCUCGCCGGCGCGACGCGACCGGAAGUGCGAAGAGCCGAUUUCACGUGGCUCCAGUACACCCGGUACAGGCCGCCGAAGCUACCCAGGAGGUCCUACGUCGAGAGGCGGACCAAGCGGCGAAUGGACGAUCGUCCCCGCAUCCCGUUCUCCUCGUCACAGCUGCAGGUGUUGGAGGACAGGUACAGGAGGAGCGCCUAUCUGUCCAGAAAUGAUGUCAUCGAGAUGUCCGCGAUGUUGAAGUUGCCGCAGAGCAAAAUAAAGAUCUGGUUUCAAAAUCGUCGAGCGAGACAAAGACGUGAAUCGCUAAAUUCCACGAUAGCGGCGCGAUGACAGGACGAUAAAGGAAGAGUCCUGCAAAGUCCAAAAAUCCUGAAGGAUUUUUGUCAAGGAUUGAUAUGUAGAGGAUCCGAAUCUGGAUUACAUUUCAAGUGUGACUUUUUACAUUGCAAUUAUUUAU